AUGGAGAAGUCCGCAAGACCGCGGACUGCUCUAAACGAGUGCGUGAAGGUGGUGGUGCGAUGCCGGCCGCUUUCACAAAAGGAGAAGAACGAGGGUUACGAGGAGGUGAAGAAGAAGCGGCCCGAGCAGAAGUGGUACGAGCGCCUCUCCACGCGUACGAAGGACGACAAAAAAUUCAUAGACGCUCCAUUACAGGUGGUGAAGGUGUGGCCGGAGCGCGGCGCGGUGCAGGUCUACAACCCCAAGGGCGAGGACAAGCUAUUCACAUAUGACGCUGCGUACGAUUGCACUGCAGACACGCAGACCAUCUACGAUGAGAUGGUCCGUCCACUUGUCGCAUCGGUGCUGGAUGGCUUUAAUGGAUGCGUGUUCGCGUACGGGCAGACGGGCACGGGCAAGACCCACACGAUGGAGGGCACCCCGGACGAUGAGGGCAUCAUUCCACGCGCGUUUCGCCACCUGUGGGCACACAUCGAAAACACCGCCUCUCCCGACGUCACCCACCUCGUCUCCUGUUCCUACGUCGAGCUGUACUUAGAGGACGUCAGAGAUCUACUCUCCAAGGACUGUAAAAAGCUCACGAUUAGGGGUCAGGAGCUGAACGGGUUCUACAUCCCUGAGAUGACAUCAGUGGUGUGCCGGUCUGCGGCGGACAUGGUGCGAGCGAUGCGUGCGGGCAACCGGCACCGAGCCGCCGGCCGCACCGACAUGAACGAGCACUCGUCUCGCAGCCACGCCGUCUUUCUCGUCACCGUGGAAACCGCUCAUCGUGCCACCAAGCGCAUCCGGGUGGGCAAGCUGAAUCUGGUGGACUUGGCAGGCAGCGAACGACAGCGUAAGACUGGUGCGUCGGCAGAUCGACUGCGUGAAGCCUCACGCAUCAACCAAGCUCUCUCCUCCCUCGGCAAUGUCAUCUCCGCACUCGCAGAAAACAGUCCGCAUGUUCCUUACAGAGAUUCGAAGCUGACGCGGAUCCUACAGGAUUCGUUGGGCGGCAACAGCAAGACUAUAAUGAUCGCCAACAUCGGACCCGCUGCCUACAAUUACGACGAAACUAUCACUACGUUGCGAUAUGCACACCGCGCCAAAGCUAUCAAAAAUAAACCAGUUCGAAACGAGGAUCCGAAAGAUGCGAAACUGCGUGAGUACCAGGCGGAGAUCGAGCGGUUAAGAGCGUUGAUAGAACAGCGUCGCGCUGCUGACAAACGGCCUAAGAAAGCACCGCGGCCCAAACAACAGCAACCACAGCAACCGGAUAACUCCGAAGAAGACACAGUUAGCAUUGAACAUGAACAUAUUCUAGCAGAAUCCACAAUAGAACAAGAGAAAUGUAAGACUGAAGAAUUAGAACAGCUAAUAAAGUCUUUGGAAGAUCGGCUCGUUCAAGGUGGUGGCGGCAAGGAUCUGCUCAAUAAUCUUAAUGAAACUCAAAUAAUCCUGGAACAGAGAAAUAUGGAAAUCGCCGAACGAAAAAAAAGAGAAGUUGAAAUGCAACAAAAAAUAGAUUUAGAGGAAGAAACCACUGCCAUAGUCACCAACACCUUCGCAACGCUGCAGCAAGAAGUUGACCAUAAAACGCAAAGGUUGAAGAAGUGCCUGUCGAAGUACGCGUGCCUGCGCGAGGAGAUGGUGGAGCAGCGUGAGGCGCACGACGCGGAGCGGCGCGAGCACGAGGCGCUGCAGGCGGCGCUGCUGGCCGCGCUGCGCCGCCGCCUGCUGGUGGCCGACGGCUUUGUGCCCGAGGCGGGCCGCGCUCACGUGCUGCGCCUGCGCUACAACGACGACGCGGACGCCUGGCAGCUGCCGCCGGCGCGCCACAGUGGUGUGGAGCCUCUCACGGAGCGUCCGCUAGCGAGCGGUGCGCGGAGGCCCAUGUGUACGCUGGCGCUGGGUGCCGCGCCCGCUCGGCGCCGCGCGGAGAACCUGCUGGACUUGCAGCCGCUGCCGCUGCCCGCCACCGCACGCCACUACACGCCGCCGCCGCCGCGACCGCCCCACCCGCCCCGCCCGCAGGUGCGCACAUCUGAAGCACUGACCAGCAACAAUGACAUCGAUAACACUAACACCGGCAACACUGACAUCGGCAACACUGACACCGGCAACACUUGUGCCAGUGGUAGAACCGGUCAAGAAAGAGGAAGUGCGGCGCACCGCUCGAGCCCGCCCCGCCACCGCGCACACGCGCCUCGGCACCGCCGGUGUGCGCUAGACUUGCGCGCGGUACAUCGCGGGCCCGCGCCGCAAGCGAGCACGUGGACUGCACGCGCACCCAGCAGUGAUAAGUUGGGUUCGCCAGUCAUCAGCUACCAAUCAAACGAGUUCCUGAAGCACACUAAAUCGUGA
Parnassius apollo (apollo) is the source of this 2343-nucleotide messenger RNA. Lineage: Eukaryota; Metazoa; Arthropoda; Insecta; Lepidoptera; Papilionidae. The record is from the annotation of a GenBank genome assembly.